This is a messenger RNA of Condylostylus longicornis, 1724 nucleotides long. Its product is annotated as possible lysine-specific histone demethylase 1-like. The transcript is spliced from 5 exons. Bases 99 to 1724 code for a protein of 541 amino acids. Gene Ontology annotation, molecular function: oxidoreductase activity; protein binding. The record is from RefSeq and is a predicted model, not a curated record. NCBI's taxonomy places the organism in Eukaryota, Metazoa, Arthropoda, Insecta, Diptera, Dolichopodidae.
CAAUAAAUAAAGAUAAAUAAACAACAUUUUGCCGACUAUAGUUAUCAGGAAAAAAGAAUUAAAAUUAUAAAGAUAUUAAAAGUGAGAAAUAAAUUAAUAUGUCGCAAGAAAAUAAGGGACAGCAAAUAGAAUAUGUUACUUUAAUUAGUGAUGACUCCGAUAAUGAUGUUGAGGUUACAAAUGUUUCAAAAAUUGAUAAUGGAGGGAAUGAAAGAUCUUCGAAAGAUGAAAACUCCGAGGAAGCUGAAGGUAGACGUGUAAGUCGCAGAAAAAAACCAAGAGUUGAUUAUGCCAAUACAAAACAAGGUGAUCCAAUCGAUACGAAGCCAUCAACAUCAACUACACCGGCACCCGGUGUUGCAAGUAUAAAUCCUGACCGGAAAUUUGAUAAUAACGUAAAGAAUCGGAAAAGGGAGCAUUCCAGGUCACCAUCUGAUCGUAAGGAUCCCGAAGUAAAAGAAUUACCUCCAACUAAUCCAAACGAGUACAAAGAAAUUUUAACUGGUCUUGAAGGAGCUGCUUUUCAGUCAAGAUUACCUUUUGAUAAGAUGACAUCGGCUGAGGCCGCUUGUUUCACUGAAAUCACAAAAAAUGGUUUGAUUGCGCAAAGGGUUUUUCUUAAUAUUCGUAAUAGAUUACUUCAAAUGUGGAUUGAAAAUCCCAAAUUGCAAUUAACUGUUGAAAAUGCAUUAAGAGAUAUUGAGACUCCUUUUGAUAGUGAUGAUGUUUUAUUAAAAAAAAUACAUGCUUUUCUUGAAAGACAUGGUUUCAUUAAUUUUGGAAUAUUUAAACGUUUAAAACCACUGCCACUAAAGAAGUUGGGGAAAGUUAUUGUUAUUGGUGCAGGCAUAUCAGGACUUUCUGCAGCUCAACAAUUGCAACAAUUUGGUAUGGAUGUGAUUGUUCUAGAAGCUAGAGAUCGAGUCGGUGGACGUAUCGCUACUUUUAGAAAAAAUAAUUACAUUGCCGAUUUGGGAGCAAUGGUAGUGACAGGUAUUUGGGGCAAUCCUAUGACAAUUUUAAGCAAACAAACAGGAAUGGAAAUGGUUCCAAUAAGACCAUCUUGUCCUUUGUAUGGUGCUGGAGGAAAACCCGUUCCAAAGCAUAAAGAUGAUAUGGUCGAAAGAGAAUUUAAUCGACUUCUUGAAUCUGCCAGUUAUUUAUCUCACCAACUUGAUUUUAAUUAUGCUGGUAAUAAUCCUGUUUCUCUAGGUCAGGCUCUUGAAUGGAUAAUUAAAUUACAAGAGAAACAUGUUAAAGAAAAACAAGUUCAGCACUUGAAUAAUGUGACAUCAAUUCAAAAAAGCAUUAUACAGAAUAAAGAAAGACAUUUAAAAUUAAUUGACAAAUUAAAAGGACUAAGAGCAACAUAUCAAGAUCUAAUAAAAACUCGACCAGUAAAGACUCCUGAAAAUGAGCAAGUUGUAAUUGCUCAUGAAUUCCAAAUAAAAUAUGUUAUAUAUGAGUAUAAUAAGGCUUUUAAUGAAUUUCAAGCUUUGAAAGAGGAUGAAAAAAUUUUGUCAGCAAAAUUAAAAGAAAUAGAAUCAAACCCGCCAAGUGAUGUUUAUUUGUCGUCCAAGGAUAGGCAAAUCUUAGAUUGGCACUUUGCAAAUUUGGAAUUUGCUAAUGCAACACCUUUAAGUAAUUUAUCUUUGAAGCAUUGGGAUCAAGACGAUGAUUUUGAAUUUAUAGGGAAUCACACUACAGUGUAUUCAUCAUCAUAA